Molecule: messenger RNA, 1069 nt
Organism: Ruditapes philippinarum (Manila clam)
Lineage: Eukaryota; Metazoa; Mollusca; Bivalvia; Venerida; Veneridae
Product: dehydrogenase/reductase SDR family member 1-like
Exons: 1
Coding region: 50-946 (298 amino acids)
Source: RefSeq, a predicted model, not a curated record
UACUGUACUGUAGGUUGCGUGUUUAUACAAGACAUAUCUGGACAAGACAAUGGGGUCACUGUCUUUAAGCGGUAAAAUAAGUAUCGUAACAGGUGCUACUCGUGGAAUCGGUAAAGCAAUUGCUAUCCAGCUCGGUCAACAAGGUUCCAAGGUUUAUAUUACCGGAAGAACAUUGAGCCCUCAAGAUGGCGUGUGUUUACCAGGAUCGCUAGAGGAGACAGCACGUGACAUCCACGCUCGAGGAGGAGUUUGCGUACCAAUUCAAUGUGACCAUUCAAAAGAUAUAGAUAUUCAACGCUUAUUUGAACGCAUCACAGCAGAAAACGAUGGAAGGUUAGAUAUUUUUGUCAAUAAUGCGUUUUCGGGAAAUGAUACCCUUUUGAAGGAGCGAGGAAAACCAUUUUGGGAACAGUCGUUGAACAUGUGGGACGAUAUAAAUGAGGUCGGUUUGAGAAAUAACUAUUUGUGCGCUAUCUACGCGUCUAAAUUGAUGGUACCACGUAAGAAUGGCAUCAUAAUAAAUGUGUCGUCUGCUGGGGCUUCAAUGUAUAUGUUGAAUCCUGCAUAUGGGAUUGGUAAAGCUGGUGUUGAUCGCAUGACAGCAGAUUGUGCCCUGGAACUGAGGAAGCAUAACAUAGCCUUUGUUAGUUUGUCACCCGGUCCUGUGAGCUCAGACACUUUAAUGGCGUUGUCAAAGGGAGCCGAAAAUCGUGGAGAAAACAUCGAAGAAUACCGGAAAAUUGCGAAAAUUGCCGAAUCGCCUUGUUGUGCUGGGGAAUGUGUUAUUGCUCUGGCUAAUGAUCCGAAUAUAAUGGAAAAGACGGGAAAAGUAUUCUCAACUGUUCAAUUGGCAGAGGAGUAUGGAAUUGUUAAUAAAAAAGGAAACGAGCCAGAAGCAAAUGCUUUAGAAACCUUUUUGAAUUUUGUACAAGGGCACAUCAACUAGAGCUAAAUUAAAUUCUUAUAUAAAUGUAGAUGAUGAUUUUCGCACAACAGUACGCAAUUGUGUACUAAUAUUGAUUUUGUAUUGGAUUCAUACAAAUCCUUGUAUAAAUGCUAUUUCCUUUGU